Neopsephotus bourkii (Bourke's parrot) is the source of this 653-nucleotide messenger RNA. RefSeq names its product growth arrest and DNA damage inducible alpha (gene GADD45A). The record is from RefSeq and is a predicted model, not a curated record. The transcript has 4 exons. Gene Ontology annotation, cellular component: nucleus; cytoplasm. The coding region runs from base 66 to 539 and encodes 157 amino acids. Gene Ontology annotation, biological process: regulation of cell cycle. NCBI's taxonomy places the organism in Eukaryota, Metazoa, Chordata, Aves, Psittaciformes, Psittacidae.
GGCGCGCAGCGGACGGGGCGCUACCGGGAGCGGUCCCAGCACCGGGAACGGCCCGCAACGGAACUAUGACCCUGGAGGAGCUGGCCGGGGACCACCGCACCGCCGGGAGGAUGGAGCAGGCGGGGGACGCGCUGGAGGAGGUGCUGAGCAAGGCGCUGAGCCAGCGGAGCCUCACCCUUGGUGUCUAUGAGGCAGCCAAGUUGCUUAAUGUGGAUCCGGAUAACGUGGUGCUGUGCUUACUUGCGGCCGAUGAGGAAGAGGAGGGAGAUGCGGCGCUGCAGAUCCACUUCACGUUGAUCCAGGCUUUCUGCUGCGAGAACGACAUCAACAUCCUCCGUGUCAACAACCCGGCACGGUUGGCUCAGCUCCUGCUGCCCGCCGCUGGCCCCGGGCCACCCGCCGACCUUCAUUGCGUCCUCGUCACGAACCCCCACGCCUCACAGUGGAAGGAUCCAGCGCUGAGUCAGCUGAUGUGCUUCUGCCGGGAGAGCCGGUACAUGGAUCAGUGGGUGCCUGUGAUUAACCUCCCCGAGCGGUGACCGUAGCGCUCGGCUGAACCCGACUGCACUCGAGUUUCGCAAUCACUUUACAAGCAGUUGCUCAGGAAGUUACUCCCUGCCCUGGCACGAGGAUCACCCAGGAGGGAGGGCAGG